Messenger RNA from Artibeus jamaicensis (Jamaican fruit-eating bat), 6846 nucleotides. RefSeq names its product nuclear receptor subfamily 3 group C member 1 (gene NR3C1). Gene Ontology annotation, cellular component: nucleus. The record is from RefSeq and is a predicted model, not a curated record. The coding region runs from base 620 to 2950 and encodes 776 amino acids. Gene Ontology annotation, molecular function: zinc ion binding; DNA-binding transcription factor activity; sequence-specific DNA binding. Gene Ontology annotation, biological process: regulation of DNA-templated transcription; nuclear receptor-mediated glucocorticoid signaling pathway. The transcript is spliced from 9 exons. NCBI's taxonomy places the organism in Eukaryota, Metazoa, Chordata, Mammalia, Chiroptera, Phyllostomidae.
AGGCCGUGGGGGGCAGGGGCCGCGGCCGCCCGUGCAGUUGCCGAGCGUCGCCAACAGGUUGCACCGCUCCCCGCCACCACCUCGCGGCCCCUCGGGCGGGGAGCGGCCGGGGGUGGAGUGGGAUCGCGUGUGUGCGAGUGUGUGCGCGCCGUGGCACCGCCUCCGCCCCCCCCCCCCGCUCGGUCCCGCUCUCUCGCCGCGUCCGGGCGGCCCUUUUGCGUGUCCGCGCUCCCUCCCUCCCUCCCUCCUCCUCCAUUUUGCGAUCUCGAGUCUGUGACGGGAGCCCGAGUCGCAGCCCGCCCGUCGGGGACGGAUUCUAGUGGGUGGAAGGAGGCGCCGCAGCUGGAGCCGCCGGCGCCGGGACGGAGUCCGCGCGCCUGGGAGACCCGGCCGGCGGAGACGGAGCCCGGGCGGGGGCUGCCGUGUCAGCGGAGACAUGCGAGACUUUCUUAGGUAGGGGCUCCCCCUGCCAUGGAGAAGGGGACCGCUGUUUACUUCCUUUUUUUUAGAGAAAAAAUUUCUCCCUCCUGCUUUCACGCGCUAAGUUGUUUAUCUCGGCUGCGGUGGGAGCUGCGGACGGCGGCGGUGAGCGGCGCCUCGGCAGAGCUGGUAUUCAUUGAUGGACCCGAAGGAAUCAUUAAGCCCAGCCAGCAGAGAAGAAAUCCCCAGCAGUGUGCUUGAGAGGGGAAAUGUGAUGGACUUCUAUAAAACCCUGAGGGGAGGAGCUAUUGUGAAGGUUCCUACAUCUUCAUCCUCACUGGCUCCUGCUUCUCAGUCAGACUCCCAGCAGCAACGACUUCUGGUUGAUUUUCCGAAAGGCUCUGGAAGCAAUGUGCAGCAGCCAGAUCUGUCCAAGGCAGUUUCACUCUCAAUGGGACUGUAUAUGGGAGAGACAGACACAAAAGUGAUGGGUAAUGAUCUGGGAUUCCCACAGCAGGGCCAAAUCAGCCUUUCCUCUGGGGAAACAGACUUACAGCUUCUGGAAGAAAGCAUUGCAAACCUCAAUAAGUCGACCAGUGUUCCAGAGAACCCCAAGAGUUCAGCAUCCGCUACUAUGUCUGCUGCCCCCACAGAGCAGGAGUUUCCGAAAACAAGCUCUGAUGUGUCUUCAGAACCGCAGAAUUCGAAGAGCCAGACUGGCACCAACGGGGGCAAUGUGAGGUUGUAUACCGCAGACCAAAGAAACUUUGACAUUUUGCAGGAUUUAGAGUUCUGUUCUGGGUCCCCAAGUAAAGAGAUGAAUGAGAGCCCUUGGAGAUCAGACCUCUUGAUAGAUGAAAACUGUUUGCUUUCUCCUUUGACAGGAGAGGAUGAUCCAUUCCUUUUGGAAGGAAACUCAAAUGAGGACUGUAAGCCUUUCAUUUUACCGGACACUAAACCUAACAUUAAGGAUGAUGGAGAUCUGAUCUUAUCAAGCCCCACCAGUGUGACACUGCCCCAAGUGAAAACUGAAAAAGACGACUUCAUCGAACUCUGCACACCUGGAGUAAUUAAGCAGGAGAAACUGGGCCCAGUUUACUGUCAAACAAGCUUUUCUGGGACAAAUAUAAUUGGUAAUAAAAUGUCUGCCAUUUCUGUUCACGGCGUGAGUACCUCAGGGGGACAGAUGUACCACUAUGACAUGAAUACAGCAUCUCUUUCUCAACAGCAGGAUCAGAAACCUGUUUUUAAUGUCAUUCCACCAAUCCCUAUUGGUUCAGAAAAUUGGAAUAGGUGCCAAGGAUCUGGAGAUGACAACUUGACUUCCUUGGGGACUUUGAACUUCCCUGGUCAAUCAAUCUUUUCUAAUGGCUAUUCAAGCCCUGGGAUGAGACCAGAUGUGAGCUCUCCUCCGUCCGCCUCCUCAGCAGCAGCGGGACCACCUCCCAAACUGUGCCUAGUGUGCUCUGAUGAAGCCUCCGGGUGUCAUUAUGGGGUCUUGACUUGUGGAAGCUGUAAAGUCUUCUUCAAAAGAGCAGUGGAAGGUAGACAGCAUAAUUAUCUUUGUGCUGGAAGAAAUGACUGCAUCAUUGACAAAAUUCGAAGAAAGAACUGCCCAGCAUGCCGCUAUCGGAAAUGUCUCCAAGCUGGAAUGAACCUGGAAGCUCGAAAAACAAAGAAGAAGAUCAAAGGGAUUCAGCAAGCUGCUGCAGGGGUCGCACAAGAGACUCCUGAAAACCCUGCUAACAAAACAGUAGUCCCUGCAGCGUUGCCACAAGUCACCCCCACCCUGAUCUCGUUGUUGGAGGUCAUCGAACCCGAGGUGCUGUUUGCAGGGUACGACAGCUCUCUUCCGGAUUCCUCCUGGCGGAUCAUGACCACACUCAACAUGCUAGGUGGACGGCAGGUGAUUGCAGCGGUGAAAUGGGCAAAGGCAUUACCAGGAUUCAGGAACUUACACCUGGAUGACCAGAUGACCUUGCUGCAGUAUUCAUGGAUGUUUCUCAUGUCAUUUGCCCUGGGAUGGAGAUCAUACAAACAAACACAUGGGAACAUGCUGUGUUUUGCUCCUGAUUUUAUUAUUAACGAGGAGAGGAUGGCUCUACCCUUCCUGUUUGAUCAAUGUAAACAUAUGCUGUUUGUUGCCACCGAGUUACAGAGGCUUCAGGUAUCUUACGAAGAGUUUCUCUGUAUGAAGACCUUGCUGCUUCUCUCAUCAGUUCCUAAGGAAGGGUUGAAGAGCCAGGAGCUGUUCGAUGAGAUCAGGAUGACCUACAUCAAAGAGCUGGGGAAAGCCAUUGUCCAGAGAGAAGGCAGCUCCAGUCAGAACUGGCAGCGGUUCUACCAGCUGACAAAACUCCUGGACUCCAUGCAUGACGUGGCUGAACAUCUCCUUCACUACUGCUUCCAAACAUUUUUGGAUAAGAGCAUGAAUAUUGAAUUCCCAGAGAUGUUAGCUGAAAUCAUCUCCAAUCAGUUACCAAAAUAUUCAAGUGGAAAUGUCAAAAAACUUCUGUUUCAUCAAAAGUGACUGCCUUAAUAAGAAAGGUUGCCUUAAAGAAAGUUGACUUUAUAGCUUUUAUUGUACAAACUAUCAGUUUGUCCUAGAGCAGUUCUGUUUUAUUUUUCCUUUUUUGUGUAUGUCUGGUUCCUGUUCUGUUUUGUUGUCAGUACGCACUACACGUGGUUUAUAGAGGGCCAAGGCGUGGCCACACAGCAGUUGCGCCAUCACUUCCAGGGACGGGAGAAGUGGAAGGUGACGGUGGUGGGCCCCAGAAAUCAGAGCAGUGAUGUGGGGUGGUCUCCAGUGUCAGAGGAGGACGGCAGCCAGACCACCCGUGCCCCAGUCUGCACAGUGCACUCUCUGCUCCUAGUUUCCACAGUUGGCUGGACAGAAUUUUCUAGACUUGUUACUGGUGUAUUUUGCCCUGUAUAGUUAACAUAACAUUUUUGAUUUAUGCAUGGAAACCUGAAAAAAAGUUUACAAGUGUAUAUCAGAAAAGGGAAGUUGUGCCUUUUAUAGCUAUUAUUGUCUGGUUUUAACAAUUUCCUUUAUAUUCAGUGAACUACACUUGCUCAUUUUUUCUUACAUAAUUUUUGUAUCCAAGUUCUUGUACAACUGCUUAAGAUGGGCAGCUAGUUCGUAGCUUUCCUCAUCAACUCUGAACAUUUAUCUCCUGUGUGAAAAUGGGUUGGUGCUUCUAACCUGAUGGCAUUUAGCUGUCAGAAGACCACAAAAAUUGACUCAAAUCUCCAGUAUUCUUGUCAAAAAAAGUUCAUAUUUUGUAUAUAUCUGCUUCAGUGGAGAAUUAUAUAGGUUGUGCAGAUUAACCGUUCUAACUGGUAGAAAGCACCUACCUAGUCCAGUGACCUGCUGGGUAAACUGUGGAUGAUGGUUGUAAAAGAGUAGUUAAAACAAACAAGCAAACAAAUAACUACCAAGAGGCCCUGUCUGUCCCCACUGCCCUGUCCCUGCAAUGGUUAGAUGGCAAGAAAGCUAGUGCGCUGUCCUUCAGGACCUUUUGUGGUAGUUUGUGUGAGUUCUUAAAAGUUACGACUCUAGAUAACCAGCUGAAACAAAGCUGAGAAAUUUUAAUCAGACCAAAUAAUUGCUCUCACUAAACUUGACCCCCAAUCAAUAUCUUAAUAUGGCAAACGUGGCUAGACACCCAUUUUCACAUUCCCCUCUGUCACCAGUUGGUCCAUCUUUCCUGGUGGUACAGGAAAGCUCAGCUACUGAUGUGUGAUUUAGCCUGUGCAUCAGACUUCACGUCUGUGAACCUGCACAUCCCUCACAGCCCUGUAUGUGCCACAGAGUCUAACAAAAGUCUUGUAAAUUUUUCCUCCUCACUGUUGAGAAUCACCAUUUUAAAGGAAAUAGAAGCUGUAGUAGCCCUUUCUGUGUGCACCUUACCAACUUUCUGUAAACACAAAACUUAUAUUUCCUAAGCCGUAAGAAAUUUGAUUUCUAUUCAAAGUGGCCAAAUUAUUUGUGUAAUAGAAAACAAAAUCUAAUAUUAAAAAUAUGAAACUUCUAAUAUAUUUUUAUAUUUAGUUAUAGUUUCAGAUAUAUAUCAUAUUGGUAUUCACUAAUCUGGGAAGGGAAGGGCUACUGCAGCUUUACAUGCAAUUUAUUAAAAUGAUUGUAAAAUAGCUUAUAUAGUGUAAAAUAAGAAUGAUUUUUAGAUGAGAUUGUUUUAUCACGACAUGUUCUAUAUUUUUUGUAGGGCUCAGAGAAAUGUUGAUGGAUAACCUAUAUGAUUUAUGGUGAGUGCAAGCGUUCGCACAGGUGGCAAUGGUCUCAGAAACCAAGCAGGUUUGCUCUAGGGGAAGAGGGGCGAGCAGACUGGCCUGUGUGCAGGGAAGGUUGCCGAAGCUCCGGCCGUGCCCGCCACAGAGGGCACGGUCCUCUGCCUCCUGCAUGACCACCUUUCUCAUUCCAACAGAGCCUGGCCGCAGUGUCGCUGGCCGCCUCUCCAGAGCGCGGAGGUGGGCAGAGGUGGGCGGAGGUGGGCGGUGCUGACACAGGGCUCAGGGCUGCUUUCCCACGCAGCCUCUCCCACAGGUCAACAAAAGCAGAGGCUUUAAAAGUUUGGCAAUAAUGCGCAUAGAGGUACCAGCAAUAUGUAAAUAGUGCAGAAUCUCAUAGGUUGCCAAUAAUACACUAAUUCCUUUCUAUCCUACAAGAGUUCAUUCCCCCCCCAUGACAUUUAUGUUUUCUUUGAAUGCUAUUUGAAUGUUAUUUGUUAUUUUUCAGUAUUUUGGAGAAAUUAUUUAAUAAAAAUGUAAUAAUUUGCUUUUUGAAUGCUAUCUAAAAGGGAAUGUUGUUUUGUAAUUGUUUAAAUUGAUCUCAAAGUAAUUUAAGAUGGUUUGUAACCCAGCUGGAUGUGAAAUUUUUGGUGCCUAAUAUCGCUUGAAUAUUAUUAUCAAUGACAGUGUUAAUUUUCAAAAAAAUCUUCUGAAAGGUAAAUUAUUGUUCAUUUAUAGAAUGUUAAAUGCUUAAAACCAGAAAGCACAUCGCACAUUAAUCAUACAUAGUCCCAACAUCCUCAGCUCUUUAAAAAAAGUAGAGGUCAGUGAAAGACAGGUGUGUGCACUUUGUUGUUGAAAUCAACUGACAUUCAUAAAACUAUAGGAGGCUGUGGCAGAGGAAGUUGUGCCCUUUUUGAAUAUGUGGGAAAGAAGUUGUCCUAAUUAAUUAUGUUGUUCAUCUACGUAUAAUCAUGGAUUUAAGUGAAAAAAAGAGGGUGUUAUUUGGAAGUAGCUUCAUUUUCCAUGUGUGUGGCGUCUUGCCUUCCCAAACCAUUUAAGUUUGUAGCAACGUCAGGGAGAGCUGGUGACGUGCCUAGGUGACUCCCAACAGCACAUCCUCAACUGUCUUUCUAAUUGCUGGUAGGAAAGUGACCCUUGGGGUGUAUACAGACCCAAUUGUAAAACUAUGGGAAGGGACCCUAAAAGAGCCCCCGCCCUCUGAAAAAAGUUGCACCCCGAAAGGAAAACUAGCAUGGCUCGGGUCCACGAUGAGUCUGGUGACAGCAAAGGACUCCCUCUGGAUGUGCACCUCAGGGAAGGCCCACCUCACUCGGAAGGGGGGGGCCGCUCCAGUGCCUCAUGUCUGCCAGCCGGCUGUCACUGACCCGGACCGCAUGCCCACAGAAGGAACAGUGUCCCUGCGCUGUGGUCUGCCAGCAUUCAAGAGCCAUGGCAGCCCUGGGUGAGGCUUCGGUCUCAGUGGGCCAUUUAAAGACCCUAGCUGUGGAUGGACGAGCGUGUUCCUGUGUGCCUGGUGUGAGAGUUGGAAGGGACAGGAGGAGUGGGAGCAGGACACUUGAGUGGAAGUCCCGUCGUUUUCCGGGCUGCGGUCGGGCGGCCUGGUCCACCAAAGGGUGAGCCACCGGGCUGCUGGCAAGGGCUGGCUUCUCUCUAGGAAAUGCCUGAAAGGAGGGUUUUUAUUUUCGGAUGAAAGGCAGUAUGAAAAUAUCCUCCUCAAAUAACUCGCUUAACUACAUUUAGAUUCAAGUGUGUCAAUAUUCUAUUUUGUAUAUUAAACAAAUGCUAUAUAAUGGGGGCAAAUCUAUAUUAUACUGUGUAUGGCUUUAUUAAGAAGCUUUUUCAUUAUUUUUUAUCACAGUAAUUUUAAAAUGUGUAAAAAUUAAAACCAGUGACUCCUGUUUAAAAAUAAAAGUUGUAGUUUUUUAUUCAUGCUGAAUAAUAAUCACUAGUUUAAAAAAAGUCUUUUUACCUACACAGUGAAAUGUCAGACUGCAAAUCUUGUGUGGAAAUGCUUAACUUUUAUCUUUCAUUUAAACUUGCUGUUCUGGUAUUACCAAACCACACAUUUGUACUGAUUGGCAGUAAACGUUAGUUAGCCAUUUACAGCAAUGCCAAAUAUGGAAAAACAGCAUAAUAAAAAAAUCUGCUUUUUCA